Molecule: messenger RNA, 2227 nt
Organism: Phragmites australis (common reed)
Lineage: Eukaryota; Viridiplantae; Streptophyta; Magnoliopsida; Poales; Poaceae
Product: protein SHORT INTERNODES 1-like
Exons: 2
Coding region: 518-1468 (316 amino acids)
Biological process (GO): positive regulation of DNA-templated transcription
Cellular component (GO): nucleus
Molecular function (GO): DNA-binding transcription factor activity; DNA binding
Source: RefSeq, a predicted model, not a curated record
UUCAGGAGGAGGCACGGGCAGGCCAUCCAUCACGUUGCCCCAUAUUCUAUUGGGCGACUGUGUACCUUCCUCCCUUAGCUUUUCCCUCUCUUCUUUCGCAACGCUCUCUAUCUCUCUUCUCUCUCUAUCAGCAGCAGCCAUAGCAGCCGCGUUGCCGUGUUGGUUUGGUGCCUCUGUCACUCGCGGUGUGGAAAGCAAGUCGUCGAUAGAGAGAGAGACAGAGAGAGGGAGAAGCGAGGAGAGAGGCAGGCAGGCAAUAAAUGGCAGUUUUGGUGCGCACAGGCUGAUGGCGGCGUGGCAGGUCCUCUCUGUCGCCUCACCGUCUUAGCCCCGCCCCCGCGCCACAUACCACACCGCUCCGAGCACGCAGAUUUUAAUCCGUCGCAGAACGCCUGAGCACGCCGCCCAGAGCACAGACUACGAGCCGGCUGUAGAUAGCGAGAGAUCAGGCAGGCGCGGCUUGAAGUUCAGCUAGCCGGGCACGGCGCACGGCACGGCGGCCUAUGGAUUUGGGCGCAUGGCGGGGUUCCCUCUAGGUGGAGGAGGCCACAGCCGCGACCCCCCAGCGACGUCCGUCCCGCCGGUGCACCCCUCCGACGCCGAGUCCUUCCUCUACGCCACGCGCGCAGGGGGCAGCCUACAGCUAUGGCAGCAGCACGAGCAGCAACAGCACCCGUUCUACUCCUCCAACAUCAUCCGCUUCUCCGAUGACCCGCCCGGCGCAGCGGUGUCGUUCGCGGGCGCCGCGUCGUCGUCGUCGUCCCGAGGCACGAGGGCCGGCGGGGGAGGCAGCGGCGGCGUCAGCUGCCAGGACUGCGGCAACCAGGCCAAGAAAGACUGCGCUCACCAGCGCUGCCGUACCUGCUGCAAGAGCCGCGGCUUCACCUGCAACACCCACGUCAAAUCCACCUGGGUCCCUGCCGCCAAGCGCCGCGAGCGCCAGCAGCAGCUCGGCGCGCUCGCGGCCUCCGCCGCCGCCACUACCGCGGGCGCCGGCCCAUCGCGCGACCUCACCAAGCGACCGCGCGCACGUCUCUCCGUUGCUACCCCCACCUCUUCGGGGGAUCAGCAGAUGGUGACGGUGGCGGAGAGGUUCCCGCGGGAGGUGAGCUCGGAGGCGGUGUUCCGCUGCGUGCGGCUGGGGCCAGUCGACCAGGCCGAGGCGGAGGUCGCGUACCAGACCACCGUCAGCAUCGGCGGACACGUGUUCAAGGGAAUCCUGCACGACGUCGGCCCUCACAGCUUGGCUGCCGCAGGCGGCAGCGGCGGCACAAUCGAGUACCACUUCCGCCACGCCGGGGACGGGUCAUCGCCGAGCACGGCCGCCGCGAGCGAAGCAGGCGGUGGCGGUGGCGUGGGCAAUGUCAUCGUGUCAUCGGCUGUGGUGAUGGACCCGUACCCAACGCCCGGACCCUACGGCGCGUACCCGGCCGGCGCGCCGUUCUUUCACGGCCACCCGAGGCAGUGACCGCUGUCUGACUUGCCGGUCGUCAUGCUGUAACGACACCAUGCCUCCAUCGCUCGCUCGAUCUGUCAAUUUCGUUAGCUUCCUAAACUCUUAGCGUCUGAUUGAGAUGCAUAAAUUGAUGUUUCUUCUAGAGCCUAGCUUAGCUUAGGCACCUUAGACCUGUUGCUUCUUGGAGUCAUUUGAGGUGAGUAGCAAUAUACUCAGCCGCCGCAAAUGGUUAAAAUCUGACAGUUAGGACCUUGAUGAUGCAUUUGAGAUGAUUUCUUGCACUGUUCUUGCUCCUUGUUCAUGCUGAUAUCAUGGUGUUGGUAAUUCUUGUUAUUUGUGUGGUAUUGUUUAGUAUUAUAAGGCCAAGUUUUCUUUGCUUUCGCCAUGUAGCUUCUAUAUGUCUGUCUUCCAUAAGGUGCGACCCCUUGCUUUACUACUAGUAACUUUGCUCUUCAAAAGCUGAGCCCUAGAAACCUAGUUGGCUACUUGGCUUUACUUGGUAGCUGGUGGAUCUUUGAUAUCGUGUCGCGUUAACUAUUGCCUGUGCUUAGAUGAUAGAGGGUUGGGUCAUCAAGUGCUCAUGGGAGAGAGAUUAAUCAUCCGAUGAUUGGAAGCUGUGACCGAUCGAGCCAUGCGCCGAUCCCUUGCUUGAUUCAGGGUGUUUUUUUUAUGUUUCCGAGUGUAGCAACUGCGAAAAGAUCUGGAGACGAGGGCUCGUACAUUCUCGUGCUCUUCAUCUCUGACAUGAGCUUGUUUCCUCGUUGAUCCCAU